Messenger RNA from Populus euphratica (Euphrates poplar), 838 nucleotides. RefSeq names its product major allergen Pru ar 1-like. Gene Ontology annotation, cellular component: nucleus; cytoplasm. Gene Ontology annotation, molecular function: protein phosphatase inhibitor activity; signaling receptor activity; abscisic acid binding. The transcript is spliced from 2 exons. The record is from RefSeq and is a predicted model, not a curated record. NCBI's taxonomy places the organism in Eukaryota, Viridiplantae, Streptophyta, Magnoliopsida, Malpighiales, Salicaceae. The coding region runs from base 60 to 533 and encodes 157 amino acids. Gene Ontology annotation, biological process: abscisic acid-activated signaling pathway; defense response.
UUCACUUCGUCACCCAUCUUUUCAUAUCCUUCUCUUCAUUGUUUGCUUUAGAAAAAACCAUGGAAGUUCUCACAUUCACCGAGGAGUUCUCCAGCCCCGUCGUGGCUAAAAGGUUGUUCACGGCCAUGGUACUUGAGGCUGACACCCUCAUUCCCAAGCUCGCGCCGCAGGCUGUGAAGAGUAUUGAAACAAUCGAAGGCAAUGGAGGCCCUGGGACUAUCAAGAAGUUGACCUUUGUCGAAGGUAAGUAUGCGAAGCACAGGAUUGAUGCAGUGGACAAAGACAAGCUGACUCAUAGCUACACAACAAUUGAGGGUGUUACUUUGCUGGACAAAUUUGAAUCAAUUGCUUAUGAUAUUAAGUUUGAGGCCACCCCUGAAGGAGGAUGCAAAGGUACACUGGUGAGCAGGUACUUCCCAAAACCAGGUGCUGAAAUAAAGGAAGAGGAAAUUAAGGAAGACAAGGAAAAGGCAGCAGCAGUUUUCAAGGCUGUGGAAGCCUACGUAGUUGCAAAUCCUCAGGCCUACGCAUAAUGAUACUGCGAUGAGACACUCCGAGACACCACUUAGUGAUGCAUUAGACUCUCUGAUCACUGUAGUCUUGCUUCUAUAUAUGUUUACCAAAUAAGAGUAGCUUCUGCCUCUUUCUAAUAUAUAAUAAUUAUGAAAUUAAGUGUUUUACAUCUUUUCAAUUCCUGAAAGAAACUUCCCUGAAUGCUUUGAGUGUGAAUGGUAUGCUCACACCGUAUAGGAAAAAAUUUGACUUCACUACACAUGCAAAACUCUCUCUUUAUCAUAUUUUACCAUUAAAAAAAUUCGAUGUGGACUAAAUUGUAAUA